AUGCCGCACGACCCAGAUGGACCCGACGUGGCACCCAACCUGGUGGGCUCCUCCAGGCUCCAUCCGUCAACCUGUCAGAGCACCCGAGCCGCCGAAUGUUCGAUUUUCGAUUUCCUUGUCAACGAAGCCGAGGCGGGGGAGGAGGCGUGCGGGGCGAACGGAUCGUUGGGAAUGUCUUUCGAAUCGAGGGGGAGGGAGGAGGAUGGAGGGUGGGGCGCUGCGCUCGCGGGCAUGGCCCAAACACCUCCCCCUUUCUCCCCACUUCGCAUUCCACUCCUGUCCCUCUCUCACACCCUGCCACCAGUUUCACAACCACCCUACUCCCCCCUCUCACACAGCCCCUCCCUCAACUGCUCGUCUCCCUCCCCUCCUCCUCCCCCUCCCUUCCAAACCCUCCCACCCCCCUCCCCCUCCUCCCCUUCCCUCCCCUCAGUCCUCGCUCCCUGCCUUGCUGGCCAGCGCUUCUUGGAAGGAGGGCACAGCUUCCUGGAAGCAUCCCACGCCUGCAGCAGCCGCACUGCCUCCCUCCGCACCCGCGCCCGCGCUCUCAGUGAUGCAGGGGGGAGGGUGGGUGGGGAGGGGGAGGAGGAGGCGGAGAGGGGAGAAGGGGAGGAGGAGAGGUGCAGAAGGUCCCAUGCGAAGGCAGGGGAGAAGCGAAGCAGCUGCAGUGGAAGAGUGGGGGAGGAGGGACAGUGGGAGGCAUGGAUGGGAGGAGGAAAGAAGGGGACGUAG
This is a messenger RNA of Closterium sp. Naga37s-1, 732 nucleotides long. NCBI's taxonomy places the organism in Eukaryota, Viridiplantae, Streptophyta, Zygnematophyceae, Desmidiales, Closteriaceae. The record is from the annotation of a GenBank genome assembly.